AAGCAGGCGACGCGUUGACUUCGUUCCCACCACUUUCACCGGCAAACAAAAGUCCAGCCGCACCUCGUCGUCGUUGUCUCCAUCGUCGUUGUGAGCAGCGGUAUCCAUCCCAGGAGGGCCUUGACGCUCGUCGCAUGGAUACCCAUGUCUUUGCCUCACUAGCGCAUGUCCAAAUCCUAUUAGUACCAGUUGGCUCUAUAUCUCAGCCGACCUUCGAUAAAUAUGUCGCGGAAAUUCGCAACUUCGAGUCCAUUAGACUUGGGGACAUACCAGUGGAUAGCAAGGAUGAGAGAGCUCGGUUCAUGCCCAACCCUCUUUCGACAGGCCAUCUCCAUUUGAGCUUUCCAACGCAUCCGCCUCCUACUUCACAUAUACCCCUUUCGUUGUUGCGGCCUUCUCAUUUCCCACUCGCCGUUAUUGGUAUCGCCUCAUGCGCACCGGAUGACACGCUUCCUUCUGUCCUUGCCCAGUUCCAUGGCACCCUACUUGAUCUCUUUCCAGCGGACUUCGUCUUCCCACUUGCCAGAAUCUGUUUUGUUUUUGAAGAGGGUGAUGGUAACAAUAGCACCAAUCUAGGCGACAGUCUUCCAGGUUUAGCCGUCAUUCCAAGCAUGAUGGGUAACAAGAAAAUAUACCUUGGAACACUUAUAGCCGAUUUGUGUUCAAAUGUCCUGGGUGAAUUCGGAGUACUUGUUCAAGCACUCGAAAGUCCAUUGGGAAACGAAUAUCUGAACUCAUCACUCCUACCGGUUCUCCCUCCGUUAUCGGAACUCCCCACGCCCUUGAAUGGAAAUCGAAUACGUGAUGUCCUACCGCCUCUAUCGUCACAUAACAGUGUACCCGACAUGUCAAAGUCUGGUUUCACCCUAGCGUCAUCUCCUAGCAUGAAACGAACUUCGUCUGCGGGUCAUCGGCAAUCUACGCUCACAGUUCCCGCCUCAAAGAAGCGGCUAAGCAGUAUCGGCGCUGUCUCAUCUCCUGGACGAUUGUUCAAAGUCUUAGGCGAUUUCUUCACCCUUGCAGGCAGAACAGAAGACGCCUAUGUAUGGUAUACGGAAUCCCUUCAACUCUUCAGAGCGACGCCCGAUCCAGUGUGGCAGGCUUCCGCUUUAGAGGGUCUCGCCACGAUAUCUAUCCUUGAUUCAUGGUCGGCUGGACAUGGACUACAAACAUCCACAAGUGCCACCACCCGUGAUCCUUGGGCUGACGUUGCCGACAAACUGACCCAAGCAACCUCGCUGUAUUACAGGACACCCAUUGCCGACAUGGACCAUCACUCUCUUGUUGCUUAUCUUUAUUGCUGUUGCGUGCUUCGACAUUCUUCUCUUCUUUUCUCUGUAUGGUCCGCCAAAGGAUGGGGUCCGCUUGCUUUUACAACCAUGUUGCAACCUGGGACGACACCUUACCUCCCACCUACGAUAUCCUAUGAAGACCGUAAUUCAUGGUCACAUUUAGAACGUUUAAGUUCAAUUUCGGGCAUAUCUCGCAUAUCUGUUGCCUCCGUUAUUGCUCAAGCUCAUGGUCCCUGGUUGUUACACCUGGACGCUAGGGAACGAAUAGGCGUUCUGGAAGCGGUGGCUGCCUUGUAUUCUUGCUUGGGAUUCAGGCGAAAAGAGGCAUACAUCUUACGAGAGGUUCUUGGGUGUAUUCUUGACUUGAUUGUCUGUGGUAGAGAUGAGGAUGGUAUUGCUACGGCGUCAUAUAGUCCUGAUGAAGGCGCACAGACUUCCACGACAAAUGCUACCAUGUCGUCGGCACCAGGCAACCCUCAGGUUGGGGUGAGGGUGAAUGAAAGCACAGAGGGAAAUCACAGCAUCUUGAAGCUUCUCACUCACCUUUGCAGGGUCCUCGGUAUCGAAUUAGAUGCUGUAAAGAUCGUCGAUGCGGACAGCACUUCGGUGGAUGCCAAUGAGCCGGAUGACGACUUUCAACUCCGAGAGCCCUUUGGUUGGCCUGAGUUGCAGGUUGGCGUUGUCCGAGAAGCAGUGGCUGUUGCGGAAGCAUUACCAGAUUAUCUGGCCGUUGCUCAAUUUGCCUUAUCUUCUCUGAAGACUCUUCAAGACGUGCUGGAAGUUGGCGAUCAGUAUCAUUUUUACAAGACUGCUACGGAAGCAUUGUCGACGGCACGGCGACGGGGGGACACUAGACCCGUGGAAUACUGGACAGGGAAUCCCAUCACCAGUAUCUCUGUGGCGCCGCUACCUCUUAUACGUCUGCCCAACGAGAAACCCCUGUCCGCCCUUCGGCCAAGGUCUGGUGAGGUGAACCCAAUUCUCACCGGAGCUAGAAAUCCUUUCCUUUACAAUCCUCGACAAGCAGCAUUUGGUCAACCGAGUCAAACUAUGGUUGUACAAAAUGAAGUACUUGAAUUCGUAAUCGAGCUCCAGAACCCCUACGUUUUUAACCUUGAACUCGACUCUCUUUCUCUCAGUACCACUGGUGUCCCAUUUGAAUCCACGCCAACGCGAGUAUUGAUUCCCCCGGAAUCAAAUUAUCGUGUCGUCGUUUCUGGAAGGGCCACGCAAAGUGGCACACUGACAAUUCGGGGUUGCAUUGUCCAAGCGCCCGCAGGGGCCCCUCGCGAAUUUGUCAUUCCUCUUGCUACUGACGACGAACUGGAGCGACGAGCGCGAAGACACGGGGCUCUACAAUGCGAGAUGGGCCGGUCAAAGUAUUCUGGAUUGGAUGCAUUCCCUUGGGAAAAGGCUUUGAAACGUGGGAACACGCAAUUGGCCAGAUCGCCACCGAGGUCAAUCCCCAGAUUUUUAGAAUGCAAAGUUGUUCCCGAACAGCCACUUUUGCGCAUCCGACGUACGUCAGUGACGCAUGGGGCCCUGAUGCUGUAUGAUGGAGAGAGGUCUACCAUUCGGUUGACAGUCGAGAAUGUCUCCUCCCUGCCAGUUGAUUUCCUGAGAUUGGUUUUUGAUGACUCUACAAUUGCCCCCGCCCAGCAGGCUCUUGCCGAAGGCUCCCUGUCUACCUUCGACACUUACGAAACGGAGUACAAUCUGAUACAUCGACCGCUAUUCUCAUGGAAUGAGGAUGAAAGCCGGACUAUUGAUCCAGCCGGUAAACUAACAUUGACUGUACAAUGUUUAGGGAAGGUCGGAUGCACCAGCGGCACUAUACACGUCACGUAUGCUUGCAUACAACGCAACCCGGAAAGUCCUUCAGAAGUAUUUCACACUCGUCAAUUAUCGUAUCCGCUCAUGGUCACCGUAUAUCAUAUGCUGGACUGUCAAGCAAUGGAUAUUCUCCCAUUGCCUUUGCACGAUGAUGACAGCAGACCCAAGAAAUCUCAGUUGCCAAAGAGUGAUAUACCUGACUGGUGUUUGUUCUCAAUUGAAGUGAGAAAUUCUUAUGGGACACCAUUCGAAGUAACUAUCGAGAGAGUACAACAAGACGCCGGGUUUGCUAAAGCCUCAAGCAUCAUCGCUCCUGGUUCCACUUCACGCCUUGUCAUCCCUUUGCGAAAGUUUUUGCUGACCCAGCCACACGUCUCCCAAGCUAUACCAACGUUGUCUGAUAGGCAAUUCGUGCUCACUGAAUCCAAAUUAUCGGAUGACGAGGAACGAACCCAGACGGAGCUCUUUUGGUACCGAGAGGAAUUGUUCAAGUCACUACAGUGUCGAUGGCAAGAGGUGGGUGGCACCCGGUCUGGUGAUUUGUCAUUACGACAGCAGCGGAUGACACUGCCAAUGCUGAAUACUUUGCGCACGGAAGCUGCGAGGAUUGAUAUGUCUUUGCUGACAUUUGACGAGUUGGAGGUGCCUCAUCGAAACGACAAAUAUCAUCCUCGGGCGAACGAGUUCGUACACCUUCAUAUCAAGAUUAAAAACCAAUGCGGCUCUCCGUUGACUUUGUCAUUGGACCUGGUUAUGGAACCUUCUGAGCAUGUCAUCUAUGAGGGGGUCCUCAAUGAUAUACCGGUGGGACAACUGGAGGGCGGAACCUCAUUCGACAUCACUAUACCGCUGUGCUUCCUUGCGUAUGGCCGCUUCACCAUUUGGGCAGCAGCUAAUACGUUUGGAGGGAAAGCCCGGGAAAGGGUACAAGGUCUCGCACACCUUACCGCAGUCCUCUCCGAGGGAUGAUACUGGCGUGCCGAAGGGACACUAAUAGUUCCUCAUAGUUCAACACGCGCGUUAUUUACAGCAGGCCAAGUAUUGGCGGUUCUGAGAGAGCGGCGCGCAGUGUUCUACAGAGACGGGUUCGUACCGUAGAUUGUGCUUG
Desarmillaria tabescens is the source of this 4233-nucleotide messenger RNA. Its product is annotated as TRAPP II complex. Gene Ontology annotation, cellular component: trans-Golgi network. NCBI's taxonomy places the organism in Eukaryota, Fungi, Basidiomycota, Agaricomycetes, Agaricales, Physalacriaceae. The record is from RefSeq and is a predicted model, not a curated record. The transcript is spliced from 15 exons. Bases 135 to 4094 code for a protein of 1319 amino acids.